CGCGGGGGUUUCCAGAUUUUCGAAAGCGGAAAUGGUGAAACUGUGCUUCUUGUUUGCUCCUGUGUACGUGCCGUCUCGUGCGUCUGCUUUUUGAUGCCUUCCCGGUCUCUUCGUCCAUCAUUAAAAUGUCUGUGGAGGCAGCCUCCCUCUCAAACCCCGUCGCUGGCUGUUCCCUCUACCUUUUGCUGUGCGACAGGCAAGAAACUCGGCCCCCAAGUGGCACCGUUGAAAAUCUCUUUUCUUUGCGGGAUUUUGUGUCAGAGUACUGCAGACAGGAAACGCCAGCUUCUCGUUGAGAACGGUGUGCCAAAUUCCUUCGCGGCCGCACCGACGUCUCCGUUCGGUGUUUUUUGACGGUGUUUCCCUCCCGCUGCACUGAGCUUCUCCCACAGAGUCUCUACGCCUGCCGGGACGACGUAACGCCUCUUCUUCGUCACAAUUUUUCCGCUUUUUGCCCGUUCUGGUGCGAAAUCGCGUUCUUGCGCGGGUCCUCCCCUGCCUCGGAGCUCGCAUUAGAGACGCCCGACGGUUGCGCGUUCUGCUGACAAGAACAGUGAAGCCUCACCGAAUAGACACAUGUAUGACUCGACCAGAGUCACUCUUGUGGUUUGUGCGCCCACUAGAUACAUCUCCACACACAGCGCUGUGGAGAGACACAGUUUCUGCUGUCGGCGACACCGAGGUGUCUCUUGUUCGUCGCAAGUUCCGCCUUCGACGCGCAGCUGUCAGAACAGCACACCGUCUCCCGCGAACCACGCGUCGCCUUCUUUCCCGGUCGACGUCUCCCCGGCGGCUCCCACAGUCUCCCCGGCCUCGGUGUCUCCGUCGGUCCCGGGAGUGUCUCCGUCGCCCUUCUCGCCGCGGGCCUCUCUCUCGCCCUACUCUCUGCCGCGGCCGCCGAGCGGCGCGACGGGCGCGACGGGCGCGGCGGCUCUGGGGGUUCCGGUGCUCGUCUCGGGGCUUGCUUCUCGCCCCGUUUCUCCGGCUUCUUCUCUCGAAGGCCGCGGGCAGGCGAUGCAUUUCUCGUCGGGGAGACAGGGACGCCCCAGGUACGCGACGGCGCCGUCGAACUACCGACAUGCCCGGGCUCUGCAGCCGUCGGAUCUCCGCGUCCGCGCGCCGCGGCUGUCUCCGUCGCCCGCGGGGGCUUCGCCGCGGCUGUCUCCGUCGCCCCGCGGCCCGUCGCCCCGCGGCCCGUCUUCUCCGGCGCUCUCGCCCUCGCUGUCCUUCGAGAGACACCGGCGCCAGCAGACGACGUUUGAACGCCUCAGACAGGAGCUGAAGACGACCUAUUUUCCGCGAGUCGCGGCCUCGGACAACGACGACUGGGAAACUUUUAGGGCGCAAAUGAUUGAGGAGAGCGAGCGCGAGCGCAGGCAGAACCUUCAGAAGGAAGAGUUCGAGACGCUGUCCCCCCGGGAACGCGUGAUGAUCCCCACGAUGUACCUACACCCCCAGGAGCCGCACGCGCCGGGAGGCGACGGAGACAGUCCCCACUUUGGUGGUCGCGCAGACCGGCACUACUUUUCCCUGCCUCCCGUCUUGAUUGCACCCGCUGACGCACCUUCCGAAGAAGCCACUGAGGCUCACACGACCCGCUGCCGCAAACGCGAAGAAACGUAUCACCAUCAGGCCGAACGACCUGCCCACGUCCCCACCGAGGCAGAGCGAGAAGUGCCUCAGGAGCGGGAUGCGAAAGAGGAGGUGGAGGCGGCCGAGCAAGGAGACAGGAGGACCCUGUCUCCGGCAUCAUCGGUGGUCACGGCGCGCGAGCUUCGCGCGGAGACACCCAAGGGCGAGGCGGUCGUUUCACCCGUGGGGAAGAAGCGCGAGCGAACGUACAGCGUCGCGCCGGCUGCGCGGGAGACAGGAACUCUUGCCGCCGUCGUUCAGCAGAAGAAAAACGCUCUUCACAAACGGAUUUGGAACGCGUUGCGGAAGAAGAAGUUCCGAGACUUCGAGCACGCAAUGGCUGAAAUGGAGGCGGCGCGUUUGCGUCCCGAUGAGGUUUCCUUCACCCUCCACCUGUACGGCGUGCUUUUGUCUUCGCGACACGACAAUGCCCAGGCUUGGGAGGUGCUGAAUCUGAUGAAGGCGUCGAAAGUUCACCCGACACUUGUGAGGUACAACGAGCGCAUCCUGACCUCGUACAUGGAGCUCGCGGCCCUGAAAGCAGAACCGCACCCAGACAAUACGCGGAAGCUGCUUCGUGCAGCGUGGCUUCUGGCUGCUCUCGUGCGGAACCGCAGACAGCGGUGGAUAGCUCGGAAAAACGCUAGUCUUCGCGACCAGGGUGUCGGCGAAGAGCAUCUUUUAUGUCUUCACGACCUGGGCGCGCUGUGGAUCGGCAACGCAGUCGAUCCUCUCCUACCUCGCACAGCUCAAUUUGUGAUGAUUGAAGAGCGCCUGAAAGAUCAGAACAGUGGCCGCCUUUCUGCGAGCGAGCGCUUCCCGCUUCUCUCAGAUUCCUUAGAUUGCCUAGAUGACGGAGAAAGGGGGAGGCAGGCGCUCGGUUCCGGAAAUGGUGGUGAAUACUCGCGGUCGCAAGUCUCUGUAGUGGCCCCGAACUGGAGCGGCAAGACGCUGCUCAAGGGAUUGGACUCAAGUGAACAGCACGAGUCCCGGGAAGCAGAAAUCGCCGCUCUUGCAGCAGUCGCGGCAGACGUCCAAGCGUCCGUACAGCCGGGAGCGCUUGCCGCGGCUGGACUUGGCGCUGCUGAGACACUCAAUUCGCACCCACUUUUCAGUCCGCGAACAGAGGGUCGGGGCUUAACUGCGGAGUUUUCUCUUAGUCGCCACAGGGAAACGGAACCCGGCGUUUUAACAGCGGGAGGAGUGCCGUUGGAAGCGCUGCCCUUUGACGACCGAAAUUUUGGCUGGGAUAGAAAACGUCUGGGGGAGAGACACGAUCCAGUCACUGACACAGUGUCACUCGCUCUCCCAUCGUGGACAGUCGAAAGCACUGCAACUGACAAGGGUGCAGAUGACACCAGAGCAGUUAGUGGCCACCGCCAGCCCAGGACAAAGUAUCAGGGGGAAAAAUAUUUCGGGGAGUUUGGUCAGAGCGAGGGGGACACCAGCGAGAGUGUAGCUUUGCCACAGGAUGUCGCAAGAAAAAGUGAAGUGACGGAGUGGGACGAGCCAGAGGGUUACAGCAAAAAACAAGGGGAAAACUCGACGGGGAAGUGGGAAGGCUACAAUCUAACAGAGGCAUACGAAAAUGAUUCCGCCUCGGAACCCAGUUUGUUUUUUGAAAAAGGCAAAGUGCGGGUCCGGAAUUGGAGAGGGAAGGCACAGAAGAGACAGGAGAAAGACGGCUAACUACCGAGAAACAGUGCAAAAGACUAGUCUUGGCAAAGCGUGUGACCUCCCGUCUGUUAUACAGUGAAGCAGGUAUAACCUGAUUUUGUUGUGGAGAGACCACGACAUGGUCGUUUUCCGGCACUACGAACCGAGAGUGUUCGUCGUUGCAUCAAGAUUAUUAUUGGACGUCUUCUGACCCUGGGGAAUGCUGAUGCAGCAUUGGAACGAAAAGGAACUAACAAAGAAGUCUGUGUGCAUGGCAAAGUCGUGCAAAAACUGAGGCCAUCCUGUCAACUGAGGGGCACCAGGACUAGUUGAGUCAAAUAUUCUGAAACGCCGGCACGCUGUUACAUCCAGUCUGCCUUUAUAGUAGUACUGGAGAAGCGCUUGCUGCUGUCUAGAGGACUGACACUCACUUUCUAUAUUGGUAGUCUUGUGGUUGAACACGCGUACGGCAAACCGCCGCACACUGGAGAGCAAAGUGUGAACCUACCAAAGGGUGGCAUCCAUUAGAAGAGAUUUGUCGGAGCG
Messenger RNA from Toxoplasma gondii ME49, 3834 nucleotides. RefSeq lists its product as hypothetical. The record is from RefSeq and is a predicted model, not a curated record. The transcript is spliced from 8 exons. Lineage: Eukaryota; Apicomplexa; Conoidasida; Eucoccidiorida; Sarcocystidae. Bases 577 to 3321 code for a protein of 914 amino acids.